GACCGGUCACAUGACGCCUUCGCAUCUCUACUUGAGAUGCACAAUCGAUUUUUCGAUGCUGAAAAUAAUUAAUUUAUCGAAUUGGUAAUUAAUUAGGACAUUUCGUAAUCCAUUGAUACAUGAGAAUCACCCUAAAUUUCCAUUGAAGUGACGAGUGUGGACGUCCUUGAGUUUAUGGCUUCAGUUUCUUUAUUCAACUGCGUUACACAUCGUUUUGCUCCACAAAAAUGCAGGGGAGUUAUAAACCCUCGACAAUUCACGUGAACCCCAUGUUCAAGGAGACCUCGAAAAAUGUUAUUCACAUAAAUCCAAAAGUGCACAUCAACAUGGCUAUUCACGUGAAUCCAAGGAUGGUGAAUGCACAUGCAUUAACACAUGGUGGAAUCCAACAAAGAAUGAUCCCGGACACAUUCGUCAACUCCAAAAGAGACUGUCAAGAGUCUCCAAGUGUCCAGAAAUCGGUUUACGUGAACCCGAGAUUGAUGGAAAAACUCACGAGUAGAAUUCCAGACGUGGAAAUUGUGGAGGAAAUUUGUCGUGAUGAGGCCCAAGCUAAAAUUCAGAGUUCAAGGUUAGGAGUGGAUGGAACGAGACCUGAAGUUUUUGUUGAGAAAAGUCCCUCUCCGAACUUAGUGUCACUGUCGAGGAGGAAAUUGGUGAGGAUACCACCGAAAAGCAGUCCUCAGAGUUCGAUGAAGAUCGUUGGGAAAAAUUGUGGGAAUAUUUUGGCUCAGAAAUCGGUGGGGAAGAUUCAAAUCAGGAAGAUCACUAGGGGCAAGCAAUUGAAGAAAGUUAAUGGGUCAAAUCAGUUGGGGAAAGUUAAUGUAGUUAGGGGGAAGGUGAACAGCACUUUGAAGAAGAUUAAUAAUGUCUUGGGGCAAUCGAAGAGGAUCAACAGGGAGGUGGGGACCCUGAGGAAGGUUAAUAAUGUCAAGGUUACUCUAAAAUCCAGUGCUUCGAGUUCCAAGGGCUCGGGGAGUAAGUACAAGAUUGAUAGGACGACUGGGGCUAAGAAGACUAAGGCUGGAGUCACGAGGAGGACGUUAGGAUCCAACAACAAGAACCUCGUCAACAUCGACGGAGUUUUCUACCGUUCUUCUAAAUCACGCCUGGUGAAGAGCUCCUGUAGUAGUGCAUCCCCCAAGCCCCCCAAGAAGCCUACUCCUGCCUCCUCUAGACCCAGAAAACUUCGCACUCACGUCGUAAUAAACGGAAAGAUAGCAAAAAUAAACACCAGUAAUCUGCGCAAAACAAUCCUACAGACUCCAGGACAAAAAUCCAACUACAAGCACGUCAUAAGCAAUCGAGUGAAACAGAGGUCAUUACAAAUAUUACGACACAAGAUGUGCAAAAAUAAUCAGCCAUGUCUCCUCUUUCAACGCUUUGGCUACUGUGCUAAACAUAUCAAGGGUACCUGCCCCAAAGUACAUGACAAGAAACAAGUAGCCCUAUGUAAAAAUUUCCUCCAGGGUAAAUGCCUUCUCGAUAAUUGUCCACUGUCGCACGACGUUGGGCCUGAGAAAAUGCCAACGUGCAAGUACUUCCUCGAGGGCUGCUGCACACGUGAUAAUUGUCAGUAUCUCCAUGUCAAGGUUUCGGCGAAUACCCCGAUAUGCGUGCCAUUUCUCCGAGGAUACUGUGCCAAGGGUGAUCAGUGCAAAGAGCGUCAUACCAACAUUUGUCCUGAAUUUGACAAGUACGGGAAAUGUGCAAAAGGUAAGAAUUGUCCAUAUCCUCAUAAAACAUGUUUGUUACCACAGCAAAAUACUCUGAGGCUUCCAAGACCCUUAAACUCAUUCAACAAGCCAAGAUCACUGAGAAAAUCGGUUGACAUUUCAUCUCACGAUGACAGUAAAAAGAGAUAUUACGAUGAUAGCUGUAGUAACGACGCUUUAGAGAGAAAAAAGUCCAAUAUCAAUAAGAAAAUUAGGGUAAUGAAGAUGGUGCACAAAUCAUCGGAGGAGCCCGAUGUUUCUGUUAUCACUGGCGAUACUGAGAUGAAAUCACAACCAAUUGCUGAGGAAGUACGCCCUAGAAGACCCCCUAUAGGGCCCUUACCAUCUUACAUACCUAUUAAUUAAUAUUCUCUCGUUGAAGACUCAUAUUUUUGAUUAAUAUUUAGUGAACUAGGCGAUUUGAAUUUAUGUACAAAUUUUAAGAGAAAUAAAUUCGUUUUUCCAUUAAA
Molecule: messenger RNA, 2185 nt
Organism: Diachasma alloeum
Lineage: Eukaryota; Metazoa; Arthropoda; Insecta; Hymenoptera; Braconidae
Gene: ZC3H3
Product: zinc finger CCCH domain-containing protein 3
Exons: 5
Coding region: 228-2081 (617 amino acids)
Cellular component (GO): nucleus
Molecular function (GO): metal ion binding
Source: RefSeq, a predicted model, not a curated record